Molecule: messenger RNA, 6128 nt
Organism: Nerophis ophidion (straightnose pipefish)
Lineage: Eukaryota; Metazoa; Chordata; Actinopteri; Syngnathiformes; Syngnathidae
Gene: nktr
Product: natural killer cell triggering receptor
Exons: 13
Coding region: 2047-5718 (1223 amino acids)
Biological process (GO): protein peptidyl-prolyl isomerization; protein folding
Cellular component (GO): nucleus
Molecular function (GO): peptidyl-prolyl cis-trans isomerase activity
Source: RefSeq, a predicted model, not a curated record
AAUGUUGUCUAUCUAUCUGUGUUGGCCCUGCGAUGAGGUGGCGACCUGUCCAGGGUGUACCCUGCCUUCCGCCCAAUUGUAGCUGAGAUGGGCGCUAGCGCCCCCCGCGACCCCAAAAGGGAAUAAGCGGUAGAAAAUGGAUGGAUGGAUAUAUAUAUUUAUACAACUUAUUUUUUUGUGAUAGAUGAUUUGUAAACAAACAUAAUUGUUUGCUUACAAAUAAUUCAUGAAGUUUGGUUCUUUUAUGAAUUUAUUAUGGGUCUUUUUAUUGGGGGGGGUCCAUCUUCUUUUGCUUAUUGGAAGUCAGUUCGUGGGGGCAGCAGCCUAGGCAGAGAAGCCCAGACUUCCCUCUCCCCAGCUACUUCGUCCAGCUCUUCCCGGGAGAUCCCGAGGGUUUCCCAGGCCCAGUCUCUCUACCGUGUCUUGGGUCUUCCCCGGGGUCUCCUACCGAUCAAAGGCACCCUAAACACCUCCCUGGAAGGCCUCCAGGGGGGCAUCCUGACCAGAUGCCCUAAUCAGCUCAUAUACAGUGGUGGUCAAAAGUUUACAUACACCUGUAAAGAACAUAAUGUCAUGGCUGUCUUGAGUUUUCAAUCAUUUCGACAACUCUUAUUUUUUUGUGAUACUUGUUGGUCACAAAAAACAUUCAUGAAGUUUGGUUCUUUUAUAAAUUUAUUAUGGGUCUACUGAAAAUGUGCUGGGUUAAAGUAUACAUACAGCAAUGUUAAUAUUUGCUUACAUGUCCCUUGGCAAGUUUCACUGCAAUAAGGGGCUUUUGGUAGCCAUCCACAAGCUUCUGGCAAGCUGCUGGUUGAAUUUUUGACCACUCCUCUUACAAAAUUGGUGCAGUUCAGCUACAUUUGUUGAUUUUUUGACAUAGACUUGUUUUCUUCAGCAUUGUCCACACGUUUAAGUCAGGACUUUGGGAAGGCCAUUCAUUCUAGCUUGAUUUAGCCAUUCCUUUACCACUUUUGACGUGUGUUUGGGGUCAUUGUCCUGUUGGAACACCCAACUGCGCCCAAGACCCUACCUCCGGGCUGAUGAUUUUAGCUUGUCCUGAAGAAUCUGGAGGUAAUCCUCCUUUUUCAUUGUCCCAUUUAAAGCACCAGUUCCGCUGGCCUUGGCUUUGACUGAAUGAAUGAAUGAUCUAUGACCCCCGGGAUGAUAUUUGAUUAGUAUUAGAACCGGCCCGCAGGCCACAGCCGCCUGCUGCAGUUUUGCACGCACCAACACUCCAUCAGUGUUGGCGCUAGGAAUUGUUAAAAUGGGGUCCCAGGGUCCCCAUUAAGUCAUAAAAAUGGGGUCCCACAGUAAAAAAUGUUUGUAGGCGUUUUGAAAACAAAUAAUAAACGUAUGCAUUAUCCUGAUACAUCUCACAUUCUAUAUUGUGUUUUGGAAAAAUGUUGUCAUAAACGUUACUUAAAAAUAAUACAAAAGAAAACACAUUUUUAUGCAUAUGUAGAUGUAUUCAGUUAUAAACAUUCCUGUUAGUUUAGCGCCUGUAAUAACAAUAUCACUAACACAUGUUAAUAUUCAGGACACAACUUGUAAAUGGAGUGUUGCUGACGCUUUUUGGAUGUAUUUUUAGAGGGCUUUAUGGGCUGAAUAGUUUAAUUUCAUUAGCUGCGUUUUUAACCACCUCACACUUGUCGUAUUUUACAAAUUAAAAUGCAUACAAUAAGAAAAAUGUGUUCCUCGUCUUGCAUAAGGAAUGUGAAUGAAAGGCAAAUUGCCCCCAAAAACGGGCAGUUGCCCUUUAAUAGAGCUAAGCCUUUAUAGUUUUGUAAACGCUGGUGGGUGAGGCGAUGGUUAAGUUUGAUGGAUUGCACAAAUGACGCGUUGUCCGCCCAACAUUCAAGCUGGCACACAUUUGCACGCACACAGUCCUGACAUGUCGCCCAAUGUUGGUCUGCUUCCCACAGAUGAGAAUUUCACUCUCAAACACGACCGUGCCUUCCUGUUGUCCAUGGCCAACCGUGGGAAAGACACCAACGGUUCACAGUUUUUCAUAAACUCUAGCAUCCUGCUCUUCCAAGCACCACAAAGAUGGCGCCUCAUCUCGACGGAGUCCACGUCGUCUUCGGUCUCGUCAUCUCCGGCUUUGAGGUGAUCAAAAAGAUCGAGGGGCUGAAGACGGACUCGGCGAGCCGACCGUACGCUGACGUGAGAGUGGUGGACUGUGGACAGCUGAUUACCAAGUCGGCUAACGAUGUCCUCGAAGGCAAAAGGAUGAGAGCUUCUCAUUCUGCUGACUCCUCCCUCAAUUCCGUGGACACUUCAUCCCAGAGCUCCACCUCCGUGGAGUCUGACAUCUCAGAAAAUCCCCCAAGUCAUAAGAAUAAGAGACCUGGCAAAAGUAGGAGGCCCAAAAAGAGGAGGAGGCUGACAAAGAGGGUGAAUAAUGUUGACGUUGAAUCUUCCAAACAAAGCUUACACAAGCCUUCAAACGAAGAAAUGGGAGACGCCGAUGUGGAAGAAGAGAAAGACCAAGUAGGGAAGAGAGAAAAGCUCGUAGUUCGACCAGAGGAGAUCCCGCCUGUGCCUGAGAAUCGCUUUCUGCUCCGACGGGAUGUUCCAGGCCAGGAGAGCAAAGCAGAGAUCGUUGAGAAACAAGAAGCUUCUAUCCCAGCGGAACAGAUGCCUGCGGUCUCCAAGUCUGGACGCAAGAUCAGAGGCAGAGGAACAAUCAGGUAUCACACUCCCACCAGGUCUAAAUCACGGUCCGCUUCAGUGGAAGAGCGUGGCAGCAGUGAAACUCCGCCCCACUGGAAGGAGGAGAUGAUGCGGACUAAAGCCUAUCAGCCUCCCAGUGUGGAGAGAUGGAGCAAAGGGGACCGAUGGGACGACCGAAGCGACUCCGCAUGGUCCAGGUCGUCUGAGCGCUCGUCCGACCGCAGCUCUGAGCGGUCCAGCCCGGAGCGCCAAUGUAAGAAGGAGAAGAAGAAAGGCAAACACAAAAAGAAGGCGAAAAAACAUAAGCAUGGCAAGAAGAAGAGUUCCAAGAGCAAACCUCAAGAGAUUGUUACGUCAGAGGCGGAAAAGUGGCCAUCUUCGAGAAGGUCCAAAUCCAGAACCUCCCUCUCUCCAUCCCAUUCCUCUUCCAGUCAGCAUUACGCCAGACGCCAGUCCUCUGUGUCGCGAUCUUACUCCAGAUCCCGAAUAUCCAGUCGAUCCAGAUCCCGGGCGAGGUCUUAUAAAAGAUCCAGAUCUUAUUCAAGAUCAAGGAGCCUGUCUCAGUCUAGAAGUCGUUCUCAGACUCGAUCUAGAUCACGUUCCUAUUCUAGAUCCAGGUCAAGGUCCAGACAUGGGUCCAGGUCAGUGAGUCCAAACAAGAGGAAGAGUUUAUCCAGAUCUCCAAGAAAGCGGAAAUCCAUCAAGUCCAAAGCUGACGCCACAGCAGGGAAACUAUCUGAGGGUAAAGUCACAUCGUCCUCUCGACUCCCGACCGUACCGCCUUUAGAAAGUGUCCCUGUGAUCCCCAUGAGCGACAGUCCUCCCCCGUCUCGCUGGAAGCCAGGUCAAAAGCCCUGGAAACCUUCCUACAUCCAUAUUCAUGAAAGCAAAGCCCAAAUAUCUUCACAAAAUAUUUCCUCCAAAGGACAAACAGUUGAAGAGAAAGCCCCGAGUUCAGUUCUGGAAAAUCGUCUGACUGGUGACGCAGAAGUCGAUGGAGCACACAAACCCGCACAGGACUCACCCAGCAGGUCCUCCAGAAGCAAGUCCCGCGGCCGUUCAUACAGUCGCUCUAGAAGCAGGAAUUCAAGCAAGUCCAGGUCCCAUCACAGCAGAUCUUCCACACCCAGCGAAUCAGACGUCAAACACUUACACAAAACGAGGAGCAGCAAGAAGAAAGCCACUGACAAGGAGUGGAAAAAGUAUCGCAAUUCUCUGAAGAGGAUAAAGAAUAUAGACAAGUACUUUCCACUGUCCACCACUCAAAACAGGGAAACAGGAACAGGCUGUGAGCCAAGUCCUGUUGAUGUCUCCAAGGGAAUUAAUGAGCCGUGCAGUUCUCUGCAGGAACAGAGAAAAAACAGCAGCUCAGGACUGGAGGAGGACUUGAAUAACAGGUCUGGAUGGGACAGCGAUAGUGAUAAAGUCAGCCUCAGCAACACUGCUAAUCUGACCAAACAUCAGAACCAAGCAUUGAGUAGCAUAUCGGGCAAGAAGACUUCAGGCCUAACUGGGUGGAAUUCUGAUAGUGACCAAGAAACCAUAACCGUCAGGGCAGUGGCUCUGUCUGAAAAAGAGGAAGGAGAAGCCAGCUCUGAAUCUGACUGUGAAACUUCCAAAAAGACCACUGAGGCCACAGCAGUUGAGGUUCCUGCAGCUUCUCAUCCGUCAGACGUCUGUCCACAGGAAGCUGAACAUGAGAAGCACAAGAGCAAGAAGAAGUCCAAACGGAAGCACAAACAUAAGAGCAGAGAGACCAAGACUACUUCCCAUCAUGCAAAGGACAAGAGCAAGCGAUCCAAGAAGAAACGUCAGAAGCUCAAAGAGACUUUUCACUGGCAGCCGCCUUUAGAGUUUGGAGAGGAGGACGAUGAAGAGGAAUCAAAGCGAGAGAGACUCAGCCCGAUGAGAGCUGCCAAUGAAGACACCAAGGUGGACCUGAGGAGUGUUAAGGAGCCGCAUGUGACCUCUCUCAACAAGAACCCAAAUGGAGAAGAAAGCAGGGGGCAGCUGAGGGUGAAAGAACAGAACAAAAACUCCAAACUAUCUGAACCGCUUCAUCAGGCGUCCAACAGAAAUAGUGGUAACAAAGAGCAGCAGUCUAUGGAGGACAUGGACAUUUGUACUCCUGAGCAUGAAACUGUCAUUGAGGCUUCAACUACACCUAAUUCCUUGAAUAAAACCCCUGAAAUAACCCUCAAAAACACGUCCCAUCUGCCUGCCAAAGCCAGUAAAGAUGCCCAACAUCAUCAGCUGCAAGGCCCAGAACAAUCUACUGUUACUGCGACCACAGCCCACGGGCUCAAAGCUGAAGCGGAGUCGGGCAAACCUCCAGGCACCAAUAUUAGCUUUAAGUGGAGGCCUUUGAAAGGAACGUCUUCUCUGCAGAGCGUCAACAUGGCCUUGCUGGAAGCCAAAAGCAUGCUAGUGCAGGAGAGCCCAUCGUCAAACGCGCAGGGAGUGAGGAUGGAGAUCAAGAGCACCAGCCGGGUUCGACCCGGUUCGCUCUUCGACGAAGUCCGCAAGACUGUCCGGCUCAACCGGAGGCCGAGGAACCAGGAGAGCUCCGGCGAGGACAGCUCCCCUUCUGUGGGAGUAACCGGGGAUGACUCCCCAAGGACGUCCAGGUCGGCCGCCCGGCGAUCUCGCUCCGGCUCCAGCCAGCGCUCCCGCACAAGAGACUGGUCGCACUCCUACAGCAGGUCCAGGAGUCGAUCGCGAAGCUCCAGCUACUGCUCCAGGGAUCGCAGCAGGAGUCGAAGGAGACGCGGCAGGGGACGCUCCCGCAGCAGCACAUACAGAAGUUACAGAAGUCACAGUCGGACGUACAGUAGGAGUCACUCCAGGAGUCGCUCCUAUUAUCACCGCAGCAGACGAUCCAGGUCCGAGUCCUCCGACAGCUAUUCCAGUCGUAGUCGCAGCGCAAGCAGGCGUCGAGGGCGGCGCCGGAGCGAAAGCUACAGGAGUUCGGACCGCAGAUCUCGGUCCUCACGCUCCUCCACUCGCAGUUCUUCACGUCGCAGUCACAGCAGUCGCUACAGCUGAGACUUGUUGUCAGGUGGAGACUCUCUCUCUCUCUCUCUCUCACUCUGUUACAGGCCAGUUACUGAAGAAAAUAAUGUAUUUGGCAUGUUAUAUGAAUUUCCUGUAUUGUGGAAGAAGAUACUGUACAUAGAUCACAAGCUGGAUGAAGGCUGCUGCAAACAUUUCAAGGACACAUUUUCUGUCACCUUGUUGCAUUUAAGAGAAUGUUAAUGAUGUAAAUAUUAUUUUUUUAAUGACGUGUGUAUUUGUUGUGGUCCACAUAACUAAACUGCAAUUUUGCAGUAUAAUGUUGCUAUUUUUGUUGUUUUUUUUUUUUUUUACAAAUAUCUUUUUUGUGUUAGGAUACUGUACAAUGAAUGUCUAAACCGUGACUAUGAAUGAUGUUCAAUAAAAACAACUUCCUCUAAGAA